This is a messenger RNA of Pecten maximus, 5815 nucleotides long. RefSeq names its product trithorax group protein osa-like. The coding region runs from base 142 to 1158 and encodes 338 amino acids. The transcript is spliced from 9 exons. The record is from RefSeq and is a predicted model, not a curated record. Gene Ontology annotation, cellular component: membrane. Gene Ontology annotation, biological process: regulation of cell differentiation. NCBI's taxonomy places the organism in Eukaryota, Metazoa, Mollusca, Bivalvia, Pectinida, Pectinidae.
GCAUGUGUCUGUCAAAUUAAUAGUAAUAUUUCGUCAACUCGGAUCGAGAUGUUUCUGUUCGGAGGAUUGUAAAGCGAUGAUUUCACGGUUUUAGAUAAUACAUCAUAUUUGACUGGGUAGAGAAGAAGAGAAAGUGCCAAGAUGACACAGAUUGUAAAGUCAGGUUACCUAAAGCGGUACAGUAAGAGUAUGUUCUCCGGGGGCUGGCAGACUGUGUGGGUGAUCCUAUACAGUGACAGCAACCUUGUCAUCUACAAACGUCAAGGUGACAAUGAGGUCAAGGGCAAAGUUCACAUGAAGGAUGUAUCAAAGAGGUUCGCCUUCGGAAGUUACACUGACGGUAUGGAAGGACGUCCACAGGUGCCGUCAGGGACUUCAUAUAGCCAGAUGUUGGCUGUACCCACACGGAACAACAGCAAGGCAAAGAUAUACUGGUUCCUGGCUGCAUCUGAAGCUGAACUCCAUGAGUGGAUGACAGCCAUAUGCAGCACUCUUCCACCUCCCCCACAGCACCAUUCUCAAAAACAGCAACAGGCUCCCAUACAGGUUCAGACUGCUCCACAGACCCACGCCCAGUACCCACCCCAGCCACAGCCUGGGUAUGGAGGGUCUGCCCCUCCCCCAUACUCACCAGCUCCUGCCUCCGGGAGUAUAGGCUUUGACGGAUUGGCAGGUGGGUAUCCACAAGCACCUCAGCCAGGAGGUGUUCCUUAUCCUCAAGCCCCUUACCCGGGACAACCUGGUCCCUACCCACAGCCAGGGUAUGGUCCUCCACCACCACAGCAGCAGUAUGCACCACCGCCUCAAGGCUACCCUCAGCAGCAAUAUCAGCCCUACCCUCAACAAGGCUAUGCCCCUCAACAAGCUUAUGGCUACCAACAGCAACCAGGUUAUGCACACCCACCGCAACAACAACCCCAAGUAGUUUAUGUACAGCAGGGAAGUAAAAAGAAGAGCGGUGGUUUAGGAGGAAUUGGGGGAGGCAAUGCUACAAAAGUAGCAGCAGGUUUAAUUGGUGGUGCUGCCCUUGGUUAUGGUGCAUCCAGGAUGAUGGGAGGUGGAUUUGGAGGCUGGGGAUUUGGUGGCCAUGGCAGCUGGAGCUCUCUCAGCAGUUUUGGAAGUUGUGGGAGUUUUGGUAGUUUUGGUAGUUUUGAUUAAAUGUAGGAGGUAUCUUCCAAAUUUCAAAGCUUCACAAUUGCUUCCUACGGAAGCCUGAUUUAACUCUUUAGAACUUUAACUGGAUGUAGAUGUUUAAAAGGUAUCUGUUUCAUAUGAAAGCUUGAAAGAAAUGUAAAAAUUUACACAGUACCUGGAAAUAGAAUACUUGUUUACAGCAUUCUCUAUGGCUAUAGGUCAAUCAAAUGCUUGCAGUUGUAGUUGUAUGAACUUAAGGCAAAACAGAAAGAUAUAAUGAGGUUGUGUAUUCUAAAUAAAACUCAACUUUAAACAACCUGAUAACAAAGAACAAAAUGAGUUGGAUAUCAUCCAAUUGAUCUUUUAAUUCAAAUUUUAGAAUAUCACCACCAACAAAAGAAAAAAAUAUAUCCUUUGGUAUGAUGUGGGGUGAUGUUUGUAUGUGGUAUAUUUAAUAGAUUAUCUAUGAUAAAUCCAUGAAGGACAACAUUCUCAAUAUGAGGGCAUUCUGUUGAAAUGUCCUUAGUCUUCUUUGCACUGUGACUUAAAAAAUCACUCUGUAGAUCUAUGUGUUGUGAUAUGGACUGCAUGCUUUAAAUCAUCGAAAACCUUGUACAGCAUACAAUGUAUAAUUUGAUCUGUACCAAUAUUCAUUUCCACAGGGAAGAGUAAUUUUCAAUCUUCUAAACCCUAUUAAUAUAAGGUGGCAAUAUCUUAAUGUUAUGUUGUUAAAAAAGGCACAUACAAUGCCUAUUUAGUUUAUGUUUUUGCCCGAAAAAGAAAACAACAUACAAGUUCAAAAGAUCAUCCUUAUAAAAAAUGCUCAUCUGAAGUGCACAAUAUUAAGAAAUUCACUCUUUUUUGGGUACUUGCUUUGGAAAAAAGUAAUUGGUGAUAUCAGAGCAUUCAAAACAGAUUUUAUGUGAGCUUCAGGUGAUAAUUUUGCUCUUUAAAACACCUUUCAAUAUUCUUUUGUUUUAACUAUAAAGGGCAUGGAUAUGCUUCAACUACAGAAUUUUUAUCAAAUGUACAAAAUGUUUGUUUUGUGUUCUGAUUGGGUACACAGCCACCUUAAGUUAAUGAUAUAAGUGUCAGUAUUCACAAUUCAGAACUUUCCUGAAGUAUUUGGAAUAUAUUUGUAAUACAUAUUAUGUAAUCUACACAAUCUUCUACUCAGAUGUCCUAUAUUUAACACACCUGGAACUUUGACCACCAUAUUUGGUUUUUAUGUAUCUCAGAUACCGGUAUAUUGUUGUAGAUUUAAUCUUGUUGAAAAAUAUUCAUUUCAUGGUAUCUUACUUCGACUUGUUAUUGUGAUAGGUCCUUGACUAUUGCUUUUGAAAAGUAAAAAUUAUAUACUAAAAAGUCUGGGAGAUUACUAUUAAAGUUGAUAUUUAAUUUUUUUACAGAUUUAUUUUACGUGAAAUGUUUAACAUUUAGUAAUUAGUAACAGAUCAUGUUUGGUGAUCAGUUGAUCAUUUUACAUAGCAGUCAGAGAAAAAAAAUGGCAAUACAUUUCAUAUAGAGUUUUUCCCCUUGUGAAAUGUGAUGCAUGAUUGUUAGCUUAAGAAAUAAUAUAUGUGUUUGAAAGAUUUUCAGUAUACAUGUAUAUGAAUAAUAGAUAAGUGUUGGCAUUUAGUAUUAAACAUAUAGUGUACAUAAACAAAAUGCUAUAGUUAGCUGAUCAUUAUUAUUAUAUGUUAAUAAGAAAUUACAUUCUGUAGUUCUGUUACAUAUAGUCUGUACUGAAAAUAAAGUAAAGUACUUAGCAUCCUCAGUGAACAAAUAGAUAAGUUGUGUUGAUUGCUCUACUACUGGUACAUUGAGAAAAUUCUAUUAAAUUAUAAUCCCAGUCUUCCCACUGGAUUUCAUUUGUAUCCCCAUUGUAACGCUUUAUAUGCUUUAUAUGGGGUAGUCCAACAAAAAAUUCAAAAAAAAAAUUCCAGAAACUGUUUAUUGUUUUAAAAGACUGGUCUUUAAAUAUGAAAUUUAUUUACAUUUAGGUAUUAAACAGAGGACAUGCUACAGUGUAGAAUAAUGCCGAUGUGUUAUGUAUAAUAAUAUAUUUAUGUAGUUAUGGUGUAGCAGGUUGAUUUUACUUUAUUUUAACGAAUCUCAUUAAGGAAUCAUUGAAGAGGUAUUUUUACUCUGAUCAAGUUUUAAUGCCAAGACAUUUAACACUAAUUUGAUAUCAACUAUUUUAUAUCAUCAUACUUAUUGAUUAUUUAAUUUUGGUGUGCUUCAUCAUGACAUUAUACAUGUAUCUUGUGUUCAUCCAGGCAUGAACGGUUUUUCAUUACUGCUGUAUGUGUUCAGUACUAAAUAACUAAAUGUUAGACUUUGUCAAGUCUCUUGGUACAUAAAUAUGAAAUAAUAUUUAGAAAAUUAAAAAGAUCGGUUAUUUACCCAUAUAGACAGAGAGAAAAGUAAGUUAAAGGUAUAUUGUAUUCGUAAUUUCACAGGGUUGAAUUAUUUUUCAGAUAUAACUGUACCCUUUAUCAGAGUGAUGACUUUAUAGUAUAAGUGUUAUGAUGUAUUAGACUCUCACUUAGUAACUUACUUUGGUGUAUUUCCUGCUAGUUAUUGCUUCUCAUCAAACGUCACAAGAAAUGUAGCUUGGGUGUCAUACCUCGGGUGAUAGAGCAUCAGACCACAGAUAAAGAUAUGACAUGUGUGGUUGGAUCCCUAUCAGGCAUGGUUCAUGUUUCUCAGGUAGCUGAGACAACCGGACCAUCCUGUGCUGUUAGUGGUUGUGUCCUUUGACAAUUUACUUCAAGAUAGCAUGUGGCAGGCCCCCAUCAAUGAUGUUCAGUGAGGUAACCACUAGCUACUACAAGCUCAUCCCAUCUCAAAAAUGAUUCUUUCUGUUCACUGGUGAUAAACCAAGCCAACAUACUUUGAUAACAUUACUGUAAUAUUUAGAAGUGUAGAUUUUGAGAAUUUUUUAAAAGUUUACGUCAAAUUAUACUUCAGGUGAUUCUGUGAUUCUAAUGAUAACAAUAUCAAUUAAAGACAUGCCUUGUUGUACCACCACCUAGAGAGAAUUAUUGCCAUCUUGUCAUAGAUCUUAUGUACAUGUAGAUACAGGAAUGGUGAAGUUACUGGUUCUUAAACCAUUUUGUUGAAUAUGUCUUUGUUUUAAAACUUCAAUGUCAAAAUACAUGUACAUAAUGUAGAAAUUAGAUGUCUAGCUUUAGAAAAUACAUGAUCAUAAUUUAGAAAUUAGAUGUCUGUAGCUUUAGAUAAAUUUCAGCCUUGAUGUAUUCAUUUUUUAUGUUUAUUUAUUCCAGUAUUUUUACCAUGACUAAGUCUUAAUGUGGUUGAAAUCUAUUUUUGGUCACAAAUUUCAAGCAGCGUUGACCUCUGUCAAGGUGGUUCUUACCUAACAAUGGCCAUGACCUGUUGUCAGGGUGGUUCUAACCUACCACCAGCCUUGACCUCUGUCAGGGUGGUUCUUACCUACCGAUGGCCAUGGCCUCUUGUCAGGGUGGUUCUAACCUACCACCAGCCUUGACCUCAGUUAGGGUGGCUCCAACUUCUAACCUACCACCGGCCUUGACCUCUGUUAGGGUGGCUCCAACAUCUAACCUACCACCAGCCUUGACCUCUGUUCUAACUUACCAUCGGCCUUGAAAUACGACUAGUUGCAGUUACCAGUAAUUGAUUCCUUACCUUAUUAUCUGCCAUGGGGAUUGAAGUUUAUCCAUGACCUUGACCGCUGCCAGUGAAGUUAAAGUAUGGACUGGAGGUCUGUCAUGUUGUUGUAGACUACAUAAUGAUGAACUUGAUAUAGCAGGCUUGAUCUAGUUUACCAAUGACCUUGAGGUAUGUCGGGGUAGUUCCUGUCUUGUGUUGUUCGAACUCAUUAGCAGUACUUAGAUGUUGGAUUAAUAUAGCAGUUACAUAGAGGUUAGUUAGAAGGGUUGUAACAUUGACUUGAGAGGUCCGUUAGAUGUUGGUUAGAAGGGUUGUAACAUUGACUUGAGAGGUCUGUUAGAGGUUGGUUAGAAGGGUUGUAACAUUGACUUGAGAGGUCCGUUAGAUGUUGGUUAGAAGGGUUGUAACAUUGACUUGAGAGGUCCGUUAGAUGUUGGUUAGAAGGGUUGUAACAUUGACUUGAGAGGUCCAUUAGAGGUUAGUUAGAAGGGUUGUAACAUUUACUUGAGAGGUCUGUUAGAGGUUGGUUAGAAGGACUGUAUCAUCGACUUGAGAGGUCUGUUAGAGGUUGGUUAGAAGGGUUGUAACAUUGACUUGAGAGGUCUGUUAGAGGUUGGUUAGAAGGGUUGUAAUAUUGACUUGAGAGGUCUGUUAGAGGUUGGUUAGAAGGGUUGUAACAUUGACUUGAGAGGUCUGUUAGAGGUUGGUUAGAAGGACUGUAUCAUUGACUUGAGAGGUCCGUUAGAAUUGUAGCAAUCCAGGUCAUGUGUGUGGGUGGUACAUAUCGUUAUACCAGUCACUUCUAGAUUAUCCAAAUGGAUUCAGCUUGCAUUUAAUUCUUCGAGUGGCAGUGUUUGGGUUGUUUUAACUUAAUGCGUGACCUUAUAACAAUUUAAUUGUAAUGUCGCAAAGUACCUUUAUACAUGUAUAUUCAAUACUCUGUUGUUUUAUUCAGCUUGUUGAUUUUUUAUUUGUGAAAAUCAAUUGCAAAUUUUAUAUCACAAUAAAAAAGAUAAACCUUUUA